AUUCUAUCGCUGUCUUUUGAUAUAAGAUGAUUUGUACAAUUCUACUACUCUGUCUUCUUAAGCUUGCAUAUCAAACCCAAUGGACGGAAGAGACUUUCUUUCAGGAUGAGUGUUAUCAUGUCUCUAGAAGUCCCAGUAAUCAAAUCGGUCCGAAAACUGUAACCGAAACCAUCUGUAAGGAUAAUGGCGGCUGUUUCUUUAUAAACGACGGAUGUUAUGGUUCCAAGUAUGAAUUAGCAGGAUUCAGGAGGACAAAAUUGCAUGUAGCAUGUUCUGGCAGUAAUAUUGAGGAAAUUGAUGCAAUUGAUAUAAAUUUUUGCGCCCAAAAAUGUCUCUCGACCGAAAGAUGCAAUGGUUUCGUUUUUACUUUUAGCGAAGAAGAUAACUGCUUCUUAAAAGUGGAUUGUCAAUCUUUAGAAGAAGAAGAUGGUUCAAUAUCUUAUUUAAGAAAUGGAUACAGAGAUCUAACUUGCUACAGAGACAAAUGCCAUGAUGAUAUAGACGACCAACUACCCUUGGAUGAUUUUCAACAUUGCACAGAUGAACUAGAUAAUUACGUUGCUGUGGGAUUGUCAAAUGAACAUUGUGACCAAUACAAUGAUUGCUCACUUUUACCUAAGACAACCAGAAUCGAUUAUGCAUCAUGCUUCAAGGAGUAUCUUUUUGAGUAUCACGUCGAUGAUCGUUUAAAAGAUCCAAAUGUAAUUUUAAUGGAUGGAAAAGUUGAUACUUGUAUUGUUUUAAAUAAACGAGGUUAUUACGCAAGGCAUCCUUGGCCAACGGCGGGAGGAGAAGAGAAAAAAGCUAAUGUAAAAAUCUACGGAGAAAAUUUAAGCUGUUCAGAGAUAUCGAAUGAAUUAGAUGGUCAAAUUUAUGUUAUUUACCCGGCCAUCAAUCAAAUUGAACCAUCAAUUAAUGGUCUAUUUAAAGGUUGUGACCUAAAUUUUGGCAAUAGUACAUAUUGUGCAUAUAUAUGUAACUGUGAUAACAAGCAUUGUCAAGCUAUACAAGUUAAUUUAAUUAACUAUAGUCAAGAUAUGACAGUGUGCGACAUAAAAAUUGAAACACACGUUUAAUUUUGUAAUAUUUAUAUUUGUUUGAAUAAAAAGUCAUUGAAGGGA
Messenger RNA from Dimorphilus gyrociliatus, 1121 nucleotides. The record is from the annotation of a GenBank genome assembly. NCBI's taxonomy places the organism in Eukaryota, Metazoa, Annelida, Polychaeta, Dinophilidae.